AUGCAUCCAUCCUACCAGGCGGACCCCAAUGCACAGGACCGUGCUGGUCGCAGUCCCCUGAUUUAUAUCUGUAUGGAGCGGGCGGGCUCCACCCGACUGGCUGCAGGAGGCGACCCCAGCAUGGAGGACCACCCCGGAGCCUCAGCCCUCGUCUAUGCCAUCAAUGCACAGCACCAACCAACACUCCAGGUGCUGGUGGAUACCUGCCAUGCCGCUGGUCGUGACAUCAUCAUCAUCAUCACCACAGAGAUGGGCGUGAGUAGGGGCCAGGCGACGAGGCGCUACCUGAACACUCCUCCAUCUCCUGGUAUGUCCCGCAUGUACCCAUCUGACAUUGUGCAAAAGACAGGCUCACCCAGUUCACCCGCUGGCGAGAGCGUCUUUGAUUUCCGAGGAACCGGCCCAAGAGACAGUAGAAGCGGCAGAUUCACCCCAAGUGACCCGAGUCCAGCGAACCAGUCUGACACCCCGACCCCCAGGGGGAGGAUGUGGUCUGAACCGUGGCUGGCCCGUCUCAACAAGGCUUACGAGGAGGGCAUGGAGGAGAGAAGCAUGCAGGAGGAGGGGGAAGGGGACGAUGUGGCUCCUCCUGCCCUGAUCUGCAGCGAGAGGGGCAGGAGGUCUCCAUGCCACCACUCGGCACAGUUGGAGCGGAGAAGAGGCGAAGGAGAGGAUCCUUCUGGACCUAGGAAUCUGUAUGACAGUGACUUAGCUAAAGUUGUAUGCAUACGCAGCUAUCGUUGA
Lampris incognitus (smalleye Pacific opah) is the source of this 744-nucleotide messenger RNA. Its product is annotated as ankyrin repeat domain-containing protein 34B-like. The record is from RefSeq and is a predicted model, not a curated record. Lineage: Eukaryota; Metazoa; Chordata; Actinopteri; Lampriformes; Lampridae.